AUGAUCCUUGAUGAGUUCUUGGUCAUCUGUUUCCAAGAGUCCGCAAACAUCCUUGAUUUCAGUCCCACCUGUGUGUUGGCGGCGUCCGGUCAGGUGUCAUGUGACCAGUGUGCAGACGGAUACACAGGAACCACCUGUGAGAGGUGUGCCAAUGGUUUCUAUGGUAACCCACAGGUAGUGGGCGGCGCCUGCAUCCGUUGCGACUGUAACGGUAACGAGGACACUAGCAAGGCGGGACACUGUGACACGGUCACAGGGGAUUGUCUGCGUUGCCUCGGUAACACUUCUGGAAGACACUGUGAGGUCUGUCAGCCUGGUUACUAUGGUGACGCCGUGCAUGCCAAGGACUGUCAGGAGUGCGGCUGUGAUGUCAGCGGCACCCUCUCCAGCGUCUGUGAUGUCAUCACAGGUCAGUGUUUGUGCAGAGAAAAUGUGAUGGGAAGCACCUGUGACCGCUGCCAGCCUGGGUUUUUCGGGCUGCAAAGUGGGCGGGGCUGUCGGCCCUGUGGCUGCAGCCAAUCAACAUCUCUCUCUGUCUCAUGUGAUGAGGAUGGGCGGUGCCAGUGCGUGGAGGGCGUGGCCGGAGACACGUGUGACCACUGUAGCCGUGGUUACUAUGGUUUCGAUGCCAAUGGCUGCACAGCAUGCACCUGUAAUCACACGGGAGGAAACUGUGAUCCUGCGAGUGGCGAUUGCAUCUGCCCCGCCCACACAGAGGGAGACAGCUGCGACAGCUGCAAGACAGGAUACUGGGGUCACGACCCCACCAACGGCUGCAAGCCGUGCAGGUGCAGCGCUGCAGGAAGCUCCGCCUCUCAGUGUGACCUGACCAAUGGCCAGUGUCCGUGCAGAGACGGCUUCUCCGGCAGGUCGUGUGACCACUGUGCCCCUGGUUACCAUGGUUACCCAGCAUGUUCAGCAUGCGGCUGUGACAUGGCGGGAACAGACGAGACGUUCUGCAACACGACGCUCGGAGUGUGUGACUGUCGAGACGGAGGAGAGUGUGUGUGCAAGGUGGGCGUGUCCGGGCAGCGUUGUGAGGAGUGUCGCUCUGGGUGGUUCGCUCUGGCGGCAGACACUCCGGACGGCUGCUCUCAGUGUUUCUGUUCAGGACUCAGUUCAGACUGUGAGGAGCAGGGAGGACUCCACCGAGCACCUAUCACGCUGGGCUCCUCUCCUGCUCUGCUCUCAUUGGUCAGUCAGUCGAACCUGCAGGGCGUGGUGUCGGGCGUCUACCAGCAGGGCGGCGACAUGCUUCUCGAUACCCGACAGGUGGACACCAGCAGGCUGGCCGGCCCGCUCUACUGGAGGCUGCCCCCCCAGUUCCAGGGGCCCCAGCUACUGUCGUACGGCGGCCUGCUGUCUUACAUCAUCACCUUCUACGCUGAGGACGGCGCGGGGCUGUCCAAUCAGGAGCCUCAGGUGCUGAUGAGGGGUGGGACGUUGAGGAAGCUGGUGAUAUACACUGACAAGGUCGCCCCCGGCAACGGCAUCAGGACAUCGCAUGACAUCAGGAUGACAGAGCACCAAUGGAAGUAUUUUAACUCCGUGUCGGAGAGGCCAGUGAGUCGCUCUGACUUCCUGUCCGUCCUCAGUGACGUCGAGUACGUCCUCAUUAAGGCGUCCUACGGGACACGACUGCAGCAGAGCAGGAUCUCUAACAUCACCAUGGAGACAGCAGUGGAGGCGGAGUCAGAGGAGGGAGGUGUGGCCAGACUUAUCGAGUCCUGCACCUGUCCACCUGGACACACUGGACUGUCCUGCCAGGACUGCUCUGCAGGUUUUUUCCGGCAGUCUCUGUCCGAGUUGUCGUCUCAGAGUCAGAAGUCGCUGUUUGUUCAACCGUGUGUUCGAUGUCGCUGCAACAACCACAGCGAGAGCUGCGACACGGAGACCGGAGCCUGUCAGGGCUGCCAACAUCACACCAGUGGGCGGAGCUGUGAGCUGUGUGCCCCGGGGUAUUAUGGGAAUGUCAGCGGCUCCGUCAGUGACUGUUUGUCGUGUGCCUGCCCCCUACAGGACAACAGUUUCAGUCCCACCUGUGUGUCAGACGGCGUCCUUGGUGAUUUCCGCUGCACCGCCUGUCAGAUGGGAUACGAAGGGCGAUACUGUGAGAGGUGUUCUGCUGGUUACUAUGGUAACCCGUCCGCGGCGGGCGGGGCGUGUCGGCGGUGCUCCUGCAGUGGGUGGGGCUCUCUGCAGCAGCUGUGCGACGCGCUGAGCGGACAGUGCGAGUGUAAGUCCGGGGUCACGGGUCAGUCAUGCGACCGGUGCGACGAGAGGCACGUCCUGCAGGGGGCAGAGUGUGUGUCGUGCGAUGACAAAUGCACCAAUAUUCUGCUGGAUGACCUGGAAAAAGUACACAACCACUUCCUGUCUGUCAACCUGAGCGGUGUGACCUUCGCGCCGUACCGCCAGCUGGCGCUGCUGGAGAACCUGACCAAAGACACGCAGGUAAACACACGGGCACCCAGGGACCUCACCUGCUCUGCAGCUCUGCGUCUGUCCAAAGCGGAGGACGAGCUGAGGCAUCUGACCUCUGACUUCACCACUCUGCUGCAGGAGCUCCCACGUCUGUCUGAGGAGGUGAAGAAAGUGGGCGUGUCCACCGACCAGAGCCUUUCCCAAGGUGCACUGCUCUUGGAGAGCAUCGUCAGGCUUCAGGAAAACAUUCAGGAGCUUCAUAUGGAGGCGGAGCGUCUGAACGAGACCACAGUGGACGUCCUCAGUCCAGCCAAUCAGACACAUCAGCUGGAGGAGGUGGAGUCCAUGGUGGAGACCAUCAGGGCCAUCAACCUGACGGCCGCCAAUGCCGCAGCCAAUCAGGAGCACAGUCUCGCAGAGUCUCUCGUCCACUCGCUGAGGGUGGACUUCCUGUCCAGCAGGAUGGCGGUUGACGACAGGCUCCGCCUCCUCUCAGACUCACUAACUGUUGGCAUGGAAACAAUGCAACAUGCACACACAGAACUGAGCAAUGCUGCACAACGAAACACACAAACACACCAUCUGCUGAUCGCCACACACACUCAGCUGCUGCACUACCAGUCUGUCCACCAGAAGCUGAAGGUGGAGCGUCUCUCUGUGGACGGACUGAUGGAGGACAGUCAGCUGCUGCUGGAGGAAGCUGUCAGUCUGACGGAGGAGCUAACAAACACCUCGGCAGUGGUGGAGGAGCUGGACGAACAGCUAGAUCAGUGGCGUCCCUCACUGAGGACACGCGUGGACACUCUGGUUGUUGGACUGAAGGUCACCGAUGCUUUGGAACACGUUUACCAAGCUGAAAGCCACGCCCACCUGCUGCAGAGCCAUGGCCACUCCAUGCAGAGAUCACUGUCGAUGGUGUGUAACGCAACAAACGCCAGCCGUUUGGCUCAGCUGCACAGUGACAUCACAGGACGAGUUAACUCCGCCCAGCAGGUUGCUUUGAUCGCCCAGGCCUCGGCGUCCUUUGCUCUCAACACGACCGUCCAAUCAGAGCAGCUGAUGUCAGAGGAGGGCGGAGCCAAACUCAAUGCCAGCUCUGCUGUUUUAGAGGAAAGCCGACAAAUCAGAGCUAGCAGCGAAGACCUGCAGCUGAACGUCUCCAUGGUAACCAGCAGACUGCGAUUGGUCAGAGACAGUGUCCAUAACUUUACCUUCCUCAUCCAUCAGCCAAUCACAGCGCUGCAGAGCCUUUCCAAUGGUUCGUUGGCGGCGCUGCAGCACACUGAGCAUCAGGCUGCGACGGCUCGGUCCGACCUGCAGGAGGCGCUGCAGCGGCUGCAAAGACUCAGGCUGCAGCUGCAGGAUUCUUCUUCUGUGGUGGAAAACACAGACAGCUCUGUGAAGGAGACCAACAAGCUUCUAACACACACACACUCUGAAGCCAAUGAGGUGCAACGUAAGCUGGAGGAGGCGGAGCAUCGCACAGAGCGUCUGAUGGGCCGGAUAAAGCCACUGAGCAUGCUGGGAGAAACACUGAGCAGGAACGUGUCCGACAUCAGAGAGCUGAUCAACCAGGCCCGACGACAGGCCGCCUCGAUCAAGGUGGCGGUGCAGGCGGACAGAGACUGCGUCCGGUCCUACAGACCUCAGACUGAGUCCACCAACUUCAACACUUUGAGUCUGAUCCUGAAGACGUCCAGUCCACAAAACCUGCUCUUCUACCUGGGCAGCAACACCACGGUGGACUUCCUGGCAGUAGAGAUGCAUGAUGGGAAGGUGUCCCUGCUGUGGGACGUGGGUUCAGGUACCACCAGACUGGAGUUUCCUCAUGUGGACAUCAGCAACAACCUCUGGACCCGAAUCAACGCCACACGGUUUGGGGCCCACAGCUCUCUGUCGGUCCAUCAGCUGGAUUCAGACUCUGCUCCGUUGCCGGCGGUAACAGCGACAUCACCGGGACCGUCCAGAAUUUUAGACAUAGACAGAAACACAUUGAUCCAUCUUGGAGGACUAAGCUCUCACACACAGGCCCCGGCAGCACUGCGCUCCUCCUCCUUUCAAGGCUGUCUUGGUGAAGCUACGCUGAACGAGAGAAACAUCGGACUGUGGAACUACGACAGCAGAGAGGGAGAGUGUGGAGGCUGCUUCAGCAGUCCCCAGGCGGAGGAGACAUCCUUCCACUUUGAUGGAUCUGGGUUCUCGUUGGUUCAGAAGUCUCUGCGAGCAACUUCCACCUCCAUCGUCCUGCUGUUCAAAACGCUGUCGCCAGGUGGAUUACUGCUGUACCUGGCCUCCAACAACACGAGGGACUUCCUGUCCAUGGAGCUGGUCGAGGGGCGUGUCCGUCUAACCUUUGACCUCGGCUCAGGUUCUCUAAUCCUGACCUCCAACAGGAAGUACAACACAGGAAUCUGGUACAAGAUCACCCUGCAGAGGAACAAACGCAAAGGGUACCUGUCCAUCAUGGCAGCCGACCAAUCAUCAGACAAGGAGGUGUUGGAGGCGGAGUCUCCUGGAACGGCGUCUGACCUUAACCGGUCCGACCUGGACCCCAUCUACAUCGGAGGACUUCCUGCUUCCAGACCAAUAAGGCGACAGGUAGCAUCCAGGUCAUACGUGGGCUGCAUAAAGAACGUGGAGAUCGCUCGGUCCAACUUCGACCUGCUGAGAGACGCGUACGGAGUCAGGAAGGGCUGCGUCUUGGAGGCGGUGCGCAGCGUGUCGGUGUUGGCCGGCGGCUUCGUUCAGAUCGUUUCUCCGCCACUGCGUCAUGAGGCGGAGCUUCUCUUCUCCCUCUCCACCAACAACCAAUCAGGAGUCCUGCUGGCUGCCUUCAGUGAUGACCAAUCACAGAGACCGCACUUCUUGUCGGUCCAUCUGGUCUCAGGUGCGUUGGAGGUGGAGCUUGGCGAGGUGGGCGGGGUCACUCGGAGGGUGACGUUGAAACCUGAUGGCGGGUCGUUCAGCGAUGGAGCGCAACACUCUGUAAUCGUCACCAUCAACAGGAAGUCUCUGUCCAUGCAGGUGGACGAGGAGCACAGGAAGUCCGUCUCUUUGUUGCCGGGCGGACUUUCUCGUUUGUCCUUGUCCUCGUUCUUUAUUGGUGGGCUUCCCUCAGAGGCGGUGUCUCGUCUGCCAAUCAGAUUACAAGAAGUGUCCAGGUGGUUCAGAGGCUGCAUCCACCACCUGGUGGUGGGCGGAGUGCUCGCCGACCUAUCAGGAGCUGUGAGGUAUGAGGGGGUGGAGCUCGACAGCUGCGUAUUGGAGGAGAGGGUCGGGGGGGUGGUGCUUCCUGAUGACCAGGAUGUAGAACCAACUCCUGACCCCGCCCACCCGCCUGUAGCCCCGCCCACACACCUGAGCGCCCUGACACCUGGAACACUAACGCAAUGUGUGUUGGAGGCGCAACCAACCUUCCUGACGUCAGCAGUUCAGUUCGGUUUGUCCAAACACAGUCACAUGACCUUCAUCAUCGACCCCAAAGCCGUCCGGAGAAGUGUGUCUCUCAGGUUGUGGGUUCGAAGCCGAGCGGUGGACGGGCUGAUCAUCCUCCUGUCCGACUCCAAACUGAUGGACUUUAUCGUCCUCAGACUGACGGCGGGCAGACUGAUGAUGUCAGCUGACCUGGGGAAAGGCCCCGCCUCCAUUACCUCGUCUGUCACUGUUAACGACGGAGAGUGGCACGCUGUGAGCGCUGACGUCAGCCGGCGAACGGCAUCGCUGUCUGUCGACGGCUCGAGUCCAGACUCUGUGUCUGUGAAAGGAAACCAGCUGGACGUGGACAACCGACUCUACCUGGGAGGGCUGCCACAUACGCUACCCACCAGGAGGAUCAAUGUGAGCAGCAGUUUUCCAGGUUGUGUUCGCUCAGUCAGUCUGAACGGCGCAAUGUUGGAUCUGUCCGGCCCAGCCUCGCAGCACCAUGUUACUUCCUGUUUCAACAGUGACCAGACAGGAAGUUACUUUAAUGGCAGUGGAUACGCCGCCCUCAUGCGUGACGGUUAUAAGGUCGGUUCUGACGUGUCCGUGUCUCUGGAGUUUCAAACGAGCCAAUCAGAGGCAGUGUUUCUAGGAAUCAGCAGCGCAAAGGUGGACGCCAUCGGACUGGAAAUGAUGGACGGACAGGUGGUGUUUAACGUGAAUAAUGGGGCGGGGCGAGUGUCGGUGCGUUCCAUUGGUCAGAUGUUGUGUGACAGAAGAUGGCAUCGCCUCCUGGCAAAGAAGACCAAACACCUGCUGAGUCUGACCAUCGAUGGGCGGAGCUUCACCACUGCCAACCCCUACCCACAAUCUACUUCUGCCGAGACCAACAACCCCAUUUACCUGGGGGGGUUCCCAGUGGGGGUGAGACAAAACUGUCUGUCCACCAGUUCCAGGUUCAGAGGUUGUUUUAGAAACCUGCAGCUCAUCAAGUCUCACCUGAGUGAAGCUCUGGACCUGAGCUCCGCCCACUUCCUGUUGGGUGUUACGCCUAACUCAUGUCCUGCAUCCGAGCCACGCCCAGCUGAGCUCUGAUUGGU
This is a messenger RNA of Plectropomus leopardus (leopard coralgrouper), 6944 nucleotides long. The record is from RefSeq and is a predicted model, not a curated record. NCBI's taxonomy places the organism in Eukaryota, Metazoa, Chordata, Actinopteri, Perciformes, Serranidae.